Molecule: messenger RNA, 1326 nt
Organism: Scleropages formosus (Asian bonytongue)
Lineage: Eukaryota; Metazoa; Chordata; Actinopteri; Osteoglossiformes; Osteoglossidae
Product: homeobox protein BarH-like 2
Exons: 4
Coding region: 295-1041 (248 amino acids)
Biological process (GO): regulation of DNA-templated transcription
Molecular function (GO): DNA binding; DNA-binding transcription factor activity, RNA polymerase II-specific
Source: RefSeq, a predicted model, not a curated record
UGACAGCUCGGCUCAUUCAGCUUAUUGUGCUGAACAGGUGUUACCUCGACGCUGUGGAAACACCUUGGGGGGCACGCGCGCUUCUCAUGUCAUGGCUUUCAAGUAACCCCCCCCCGCAAAAAAAAAAAUAAGUUAAAAAAAAAAAAAAAAAAAAAACUUUUUCCAUCUUUGCAUUACACCCAGGUGUUCCGACUGCGAGCCGGGUGAGCGCACAGGUGGUCACGCAGCUGACGCAUCAGGUGGCCGCGCGGACGGGCGCGCGCUCGGCUGGGGGUCGUCACACGCCUCAUCAUCAUGCAGGUGACCGCGCGUUGCCACGCGGAGUUCAGGCGCUACAAGACAUUCAUGAUCGACGAGAUCCUUUCGGACUUAAGUCCAGAGAAGGGCGUCAGGACCUCCCGCGGAGACCCCGCGUGGCCACACGGGGCAGCGCUCACGUGGCACCCAGGAUCCACCCCCUGCUCCCUCUUCUCCAACAUUGCCCUUCUGCCCUACCCCUUGGGCUGCCAGCCCCGAGACGACCAGAAUAAGACCCCCGUGGGAGGCAGCAGUGAAUCCAAAGUGGAGCGGGCCGGUCCCAAGUGGAAGAAGGUCCGGAGAGCUCGUACCAUCUUCUCCCAGCUCCAGCUUGUUGGCCUGGAGAACAAGUUCCAGAGACAGAAGUACCUGUCCACACCUGACAGGUUGGAUGUGGCCCGAUCACUGGGUCUCACUCAGCUGCAGGUCAAGACCUGGUACCAAAAUCGCCGGAUGAAGUGGAAGAAAAUGGUGCUGGAAACGGGGCGAGUGGCCCCAACCAAGCCCAAAGGCCGCCCGAGGAAGAACUCCAUUCCCACCAUGCAGGAGAUCGAAGCAGCCGAACAGCUGGCAGGACUCGCAGAGGCUCAGAAAGGCCAGUCGGGGGCGCCGGACCUAAAUCCCCCAGGGAUGGGAGUUGUUUUCGCACCAUGUGGUCCAUCCGUGUUGGAGACCCAGGGUGUGGAACAUCUUCCUGGCUCACCUUUAACCAUACAACAGACCAGCAUGGGCGUGACUGGCUAAAGACGCCUCCUUCAGACAAAGCGAGGACUUAAAAUGGGAAACCGAUGCUUGAAGGCUGCAGGAAACACAGGCCCAAUUUUUGGGGAAACAUCUGGUGAAGCUGCACAGGAGGUGGAAAAUGAGGACCCAUGGAGCGAUGCGUGAAAAGACAGCGAGUGUAAUAGCAUGCUUCCCACACCGGAAGGACCCUAACCCUCAGCCUCCCACCACUGGGGUCACUGAGAUAUACAUUAGUGCAGAUGCCUUGUGACUUGUGCUCUGAUGCAUUGUAUUUAAUUAGAAGAA